AAUAGUCCUACAUCAAACUUGAGCCAUGAAUGAAAUGAAGCAAAUGGCGAACUGGGUGAUAGUGGAGCUACAGAGAAAAUCCCCAAACUGGACCAAAGUAGUCGAAGACAUAGUGAGGAUAGAGAAAAAGAUCUUCCCAAAGCACGAAUCACUUGCUCGAUCCUUCGAUGAAGAACUGAAGAAAAGGAACAGUGGAUUGCUUUACUCGGAGAUCGACGGUGGUGAUGUUGCUGGCUAUGUCAUGUAUUCUUCUCCAUCUUCACUCUCUGCUUCCAUUGCAAAACUCGCAGUGAAGGAGAAAUGUAGGGGUCAAGGCCAUGGAGAGGCACUACUGAAAGCAGCGAUUCAGAAAUGCAGAACUAGGAGUGUCCACCGCAUAUCACUUCAUGUUGAUCCCUCAAGAGCUCCAGCCAUGACUCUCUACAAGAAACUUGGUUUUCGAGUUGAUAAUUUGAUAGAAGGUUACUAUUCUCCAGAUCGAAAUGCUUAUAGAAUGUACUUGGAUUUUGAUGGUAAUUAGAAGAAUGGCGCUUGAAACAUAAAUGCAAAUGUUUACAAAAAUGUGCCUAGCAUUUUGUAUCUGAAAGAAGUCUGAAAAGAAGCAUUUGAUCUGUAAAAUCAUAGAUUAUUGUGUCGUUCAUACCAUUUAUAGUAUCAUUUAGUCAAUAAAUUGAUUGCUUUGAAAAGUAA
Camellia sinensis is the source of this 690-nucleotide messenger RNA. RefSeq names its product Acyl-CoA N-acyltransferases (NAT) superfamily protein. Lineage: Eukaryota; Viridiplantae; Streptophyta; Magnoliopsida; Ericales; Theaceae. The record is from RefSeq and is a predicted model, not a curated record. Gene Ontology annotation, molecular function: acyltransferase activity, transferring groups other than amino-acyl groups.